CUGGGGCUCAUGGGGUGGGGCUUCGCCCCCACACGCGAUUGGGGAUCGUGGGCACCGGGCGGGGUCGGGGCCUCCUCCGGGAGCCCCGCGGGCCGGCGGCGUCCGAGGCACAUGACUAGUUGAGACUGAGCGUGCAGCUCCUGCUAUCCCUCUGGCUGCCUCUUGGAGCCCACCCAGCCCAGCCUGACCAAUGUCCACAGCCAGGGAGCAGCCCAUCUUCAGCACACGGGCGCACGUGUUCCAGAUUGACCCGGCCACCAAGCGGAACUGGAUCCCCGCGGGCAAGCACGCACUCACUGUCUCCUACUUCUAUGAUGCCACCCGCAAUGUCUACCGAAUCAUCAGCAUUGGGGGUGCCAAGGCCAUCAUCAACAGCACUGUCACCCCCAACAUGACCUUUACCAAAACCUCCCAGAAGUUCGGGCAGUGGGCAGACAGCCGCGCCAACACUGUCUAUGGCCUUGGCUUUGCUUCUGAGCAGCAUCUGACCCAGUUUGCUGAGAAGUUCCAGGAAGUAAAGGAAGCAGCAAGGCUGGCGAGGGAGAAAUCUCAGGAUGGGGGGGAGCUCACCAGUCCAGCCCUGGGGCUCACUGCUCACCAGGUGCCCCCAAGUCCCCUCGUCAGCGCCAACGGCCCCGGCGACGAGAAACUGUUCCGUAGCCAGAGUGCGGACGUCCCCGGCCCAGCCGAGCGCGAGCGGCUCAAGAAGAUGCUGUCCGAGGGCUCGGUGGGCGAGGUGCAGUGGGAGGCCGAGUUCUUCGCGCUGCAGGACAGCAACAACAAGUUGGCGGGCGCCCUGCGAGAAGCCAACGCCGCCGCCGCCCAGUGGAGGCAGCAGCUGGAGGCCCAGCGGGCCGAGGCCGAGAGGCUGAGGCAGCGGGUAGCUGAGCUGGAGGCCCAGGCAGCCGCCGAGCCCCCCUCAGUCAGUGAGAAGGAAGGGCCAGGCCAGUCGCUGGAGCAGCUGGAGGCAUUGGUGCAAACCAAAGACCAGGAGAUCCAGACGCUGAAGAGCCAGACCGGUGGCCCCCGUGAGGCCGUGGACACCACCGAGCGUGAGGAGACGCAGCAGAAAGUGCAGGAUCUGGAGACCCGCAAUGCCGAGCUGGAGCACCAGUUGCGGGCAACAGAGCGCAGCCUGGAGGAGGCGCGGGCUGAGCGGGAACGGGCGCGGGCUGAGGUGGGCCGGGCUGCACAGCUGCUGGACGUCAGGCUGUUUGAGCUGAGCGAGCUGCGAGAGGGCCUCGCCCGCCUGGCAGAGGGCACGCCCUGAACCUGGCUGCAGGGUCUGCGUGGGAGCUGGGGCCCGCGGGAGCUGGUUUUAGACGCAUGAUUCCCGCCUGGGGCACGAGCCAGGCCGCGGGCGGCACAAUGGGCUGUUCACCCUGGCAGGGACUGGGGACCCAACUCGACCUGGGGAGAGCCUGGCCACAGUGCCCCAGCUGGCCCUGGCCGCUCACAGCUCAGGGGCUGUUUCGGGGCUUUUCAUUGUGUAGAAUUUCUAGAAUCCCCAGGGCGCGUGCUGGUGCCCAGAUUACAUUUCUAAGAGUG
Messenger RNA from Neomonachus schauinslandi (Hawaiian monk seal), 1548 nucleotides. It is a transcript of the gene HOMER3, whose product is annotated as homer scaffold protein 3. NCBI's taxonomy places the organism in Eukaryota, Metazoa, Chordata, Mammalia, Carnivora, Phocidae. Gene Ontology annotation, cellular component: postsynaptic density; dendrite; cytoplasm. Gene Ontology annotation, biological process: regulation of store-operated calcium entry; G protein-coupled glutamate receptor signaling pathway. The transcript has 10 exons. Gene Ontology annotation, molecular function: G protein-coupled glutamate receptor binding. The coding region runs from base 191 to 1270 and encodes 359 amino acids. The record is from RefSeq and is a predicted model, not a curated record.